AAAGGAUUAAAAUAAUCGGGGUGGAUACGUCGAGGAGUUAAAUGGCAUCGCGGAAUCUUUGGCAAGGAAUACACUGGGACUUUCAUUCCAGCCAGACGCGGAGAAGAUAAACAAGCCGCAUGAGAAGAGAAAACUCUCAGGUCCACCUGGGCUGUGUGCAGCCGUGAAGCUCCAUCAUGCUGGCCUGCAUUCAAAGACGGCAGAACCUGUCGUCGCAACAUUUGACCUGCGUGCCUAAAAGCCUGGAUGUCCUCACGCCGCCAUUGCUGCUACCUGCGCCGCCCCCACCGCCGCAGCCACGUACCCGUAAAGGCGAAUCACCCUCGGCGGCUUCCCGAUACCCGUCCCCCGCCGAGCUAGAUGCCUUUGCCAAGAAGACUGCCAGCAGCCCGCUGUGCAUCAAGAUCUUUCCCUCGGACAUCCGGGUGCCGCAACACAAACAGCUGAGCAAGACGGUGAACGGCUUGGACACCACGGGCCAGAGCUAUAGUCCCUACUCGCAACCCUACUCCGGAGGCUACCGGGGCUUGUUGGCCAUCGGCAAGGCGGCAGCGGUUAAGGGCGUGCUGAAAACCUCAGAAGGGAAAAGGACCAAACAGGCGCACAGCCAGGCUUGUCUGACGCCGUAUAAAAAUCCAGUGAAUGGUGGAUUUGCCAUCAGGCCGGGGCAUAAGGCCUAUCACGUAAACUCGUGUAAGCCCGACGUUCCCGCGGAGACGCUUUGUUCUCGCGGAGAUCACGGCUUGCUCCCUCGCUCUGAGCUGGCGGAGGUUCAGAGCCUGAUGAGGCAGCUGAACAGAGUCACCAGGGCAGGGGGCGAGGCGAGGCCCAGCCCCUCCCUGCAGGCGGUGGCGGCCGUGGCUCACUCGGAUUUUGGCGCCGGCAUCCCCCCGACGCAAUGUAGCAUGGCAUUCGGCGGGGCGGUGGUCCCCACGCAGAGCGCCGCCCGCGUGGCCCGAGCCGACUACGCCGCGUGGCAGCACAGGCAUCAGGUGUACCAGCAGGGAGCCACCAGGAUGUAUAACCUCGACUCCGGCGUUGCGCAAUCUCCCGAAAGCUGCCUGCCUUUGGCGUCCUCUACGUACGGGGUACAUCCACCCAUGCAGGGUCACUUUUCGGUCAGACACUUCUUCACGCCGCUGUGGGACGGCCUCACCGCUACACCCAAUAGCGACUGCUACGCUUCUCAGGUGCCGGGCACCAUGGCGCCCCCGCAUCCCGGACUCCACCACCAGACACAUUUCCACCCUCCCCCUCUUCCAGUUCCUGUUCAUCCUCAGGUCUACGGCACAGAGCAAACCGCCUGCUGCGGGCCGCCGAGCGCAAGUCUGUGCCACGCCGCAGCACUCAGCAGAAGUCUGCAGUCUCUGGAGUGCCUCAUCAGUGAAAUCCAGCCGCCCUGCAUCAAAGAGCGCAUGCUGGGCCGCGGGUACGAGGCCGUCGGGACGCAGCAGAUGCUGGAGCAGCAGCAGCAGCAGCAGCAGCCUCAUCAUUCUCAUCAUCCGCACGCCCACAUUCAGCUUCCCGUCUACAGAUGAGAUGCGACGCGGCCGACAACGUUUGUACAGUGGUCGUCGAAGUCGGAGUUUGACCAAAAUAUUCAGGAAGUCACACAAAAAUGACCUCACUCUAAGUCACAACUUAUAAAUGUUUUGAAUUGGAUGGAUUAAACCUUAAACUAUGACAAACUAUUAAACAACAGUUUUCAGUUCGCCAAGCGGCGUAAGAACAUGAGGUCACGAAAAAGUUUGAAUAUUAAUACUGCACUUAAAUAUGGGUGGGGAUAUUUAAAUAAUAAUUCAAAGUAUUGCACAUACAAUUUAAAUAAAAAUGAUACCUAAAUAAACGCUUAAAAACAAACAAUAUUGAACUUAAAAGUUAAAUACAACUGAACUGUACUCGGGCAGGGAUUAUUUCGUAAACCACUGGAGGAGAAUAUUAGUCGUAUAUACAUUAAUCUAUUAUUUGACUUUUCCCCUGAAAAUUUUGGUUGAAUUCCGAGUUCCGAAGGCCCACUGACUGUUCUCGGUUUUAUGUGUCAAAGGAAAACGAUAAUCAUGAGCCAGGAUGCUGAUUCCUCUGCCAUUAUAUCAUACUGAUGUAGAGCGCCUACAGCUACCAUUGUCUGCCAUAAUAAUAAUAUAAUAAUAAUUAUAAACAAAGAGUUACUGUACUUGAAAUUGCUUGCCCACUCCCCAAGAAUCAUGAACACUCAGGCUUCUCCAAUAUGAUUCUCAUUAUAUGGAGGCAUGGGGGUAAAGAUGUGAAUAUUUUUUUGUGUCAUGCAUUACUGAUGAUGAGUAAAGCUUUUAUCUAGAGUAUGAUAAAUAUUCUGUCACUUUUUUUUUUUAAAAGUCUUAGUUGAUUUUAAUGUUGUCCGCCGCAAGUCAGGUUGAGCAGAAUGUGUUCUUGUGUUUUGACCUGGAUUUUUGCUUGUAUCGGGGUCUUUUUUAAGAGCCAAACAUUCACUGGACAUAUUGGGUGAACAGUUUAAUCCAACCCAAUAUCAAGAGCUGUAUUGGAAAUUCACUCUACUGAAAUUUGAAUGCUGCUCUUAUAUUGGAUCUCAUUAGACUGUCCAGGUGUACCUAAUAUUGUGGUUUCCUCUCUAUAACUGUAACGAUGAGGCAACUGCACACAAUCGCUGGUACUUGCUUGUGUGUCUGCGCUGCUUGUAUAAUAUUUAUUUAUAUUGAUUUGUAUGGAGGCGGGGGGGAAAAAAAAAAGUGUGUCUAUCAUUAUUAAGUGCAAUUAUUAUAUCUACGGACAUUAUGAGGUAUGUUGUUGAAAUAUGUAUGUACAUUAUGACUUGUCCCUUUUUUGCCCUUUGCUUCCUCAUGAGGAUUGUCAAGUAAAUGACAUUUUUGUAGAUCCAAAUAA
Molecule: messenger RNA, 2880 nt
Organism: Syngnathus acus (greater pipefish)
Lineage: Eukaryota; Metazoa; Chordata; Actinopteri; Syngnathiformes; Syngnathidae
Product: protein FAM222A
Exons: 4
Coding region: 177-1538 (453 amino acids)
Source: RefSeq, a predicted model, not a curated record